UCACAGCGCAAAAGCGCAUGCGCACUAGGGGCAGUAUGCUGUCAUGGCCCCGUUCAGGGAGGUAUUGUGCUGGGAGAGAAGGAUAAAAGCACCAUUCAGCAGUACACGGUUACUGGUGGACAGUUGUUGAAUUCAGCGCUGUUGUUGUUUGUCCAGGAUGAACGACAUGAACCUGAGUCCUGUGGGCAUGGACCAGCUCAGUGUACCCUCAGUGAGUGCCAGCCAUCUGGGUCUGCCCACAUCCCCCACACACAACCCCAUUCCCACUCCAGGCAUGCCAGUGGCCAUCCCCAGCCUGGGUCCUUCCCUGGGCUCCCUUCCCUCUGCCCUCUCACUGAUGCUCCCCAUGGGUCCGCUGAGUGACAGAGGAGUGAUGUGCGGUCUGCCGGAGAGGAACUACUCUUUGCCACCGCCUCCGUACCCCCACCUGGAAAGCAGCUACUUCCGACACAUAUUGCCGGGUAUCCUGUCCUAUCUGGCAGACCGUCCACCACCUCAGUACAUUCAUCCCAGCAGCCUCAACAUAGAUGGGACCCUGUCAGUUUCCAGCAACAAUCCCUCAGGUCUGGAUCCCUACAGCGGCCCUGGAGGCCCACUGGAGCAGGGCCUGGUGCCCAUGGACUCCAGACAGGUCAGCGGCCAGGGAGACCUCCACCAGCCUGGCGCUCAUGAGCUGGACUCUACGGGACUGGCCAUGGAGUCACGUGUCAGCAGCCCCAUGUCCCCUGACCGGAUGGGAGAGGAGCUGGCCACCAUGGACGGAGUAGGAGUGGUGUCGGUGUCUGACUCCCAGCAGCAGCUCGGAGGGGGAAGGCAGCCUCAGCCGCAUGAGGGAUUGACUGGGGUGGACUCAUCUGGUGGGGUGAUGCCCCUCCACGGACCCCCUGUGCUCGAACUACCGGUGGUGAUGGAGCCGGAUCACAUGGGAGGCCGAGUGGGGAACGCUGGUGGAGGAGGAGCAGGAGGACUCCACACAAAUGGGGAGCUGAACUCGGGCGUCGUCAGUGUGGUGCUCACCGGCUCCAUGGCCAGCCAGGGCCAACUGGAGCCAGUGUCGCUCCAUGGACAUUCUGUGAUGGGGCUGGAGGCCGUGAACGUGUCCCCCAUCACGGCAGAGGUGUCGCUGGGUCCAGAAAACAACCUGGUGCUGGUCAACUCCACCCUGCAGCUGGAGGAUUCUACCUCCAACAAGGAGAACAUGGUCACUGCCUACACCAUCUGGUGCACACUGUGUGAGCGCUCCUAUACCUCAGACUGCCCAGAGCAUGGCCCAGUCACCUUCAUCCCUGACGCGCCGAUCCAAAGCCGGGCUCGCCUCUCUCUUCCACGUCCACUGUGCCUCCGCAUCUCAGUGGCAGAUGAACCGCUUGGAGUUUUUGCACGGGAUGUCAUUCCUCAAAGGACCUGCUUUGGACCAAUGGUGGGGCAGCACUGUAGCAACGUGGAUCUCUCCGAUUGGCCAGAAAAGGACACUCCACAAAUAUGGAAGAUGUACCACAACAAUGUGCUGGAAUUCUACAUCGUGACAACGGACGAGAAUGAGUGCAACUGGAUGAUGUUUGUCCGCAAAGCAAGGAGCCGUGAGGAACAGAACCUGGUGGCGUACCCUGCCAAUGGUAAACUGUUCUUCUGUACAACCACAGAGAUCCACCCGGACCAGGAGCUGCUCUUCUACUACAGCAGAGACUACUGCAGGCUGCUGGGUGUUCCUCAGGUGCCUGAGGGCCAGAUCUGCCAAUGUGGCAAAGAGUGCUCCUCCUUCUCCGAGCUCAAGUCUCAUCUUGGCAGCCAUAACAGUAACCACAGCCAUAACCAACCUCCACACAGCCACAGCCCAUCGCAGCAGGACCACUGUCAGCAGCAGCAGCAGCAGCAAGAGCAACAGCAACACGCUCACCAGGAAGAGAAGCUGACCAAUGGGACCUCAAGCUCCUCCUCUUCUCCAUGGCCCUGCCACGGCCACGCUGCAGGACAAACAAACGGUAGCAGCCGGGGCGGCAGUGAUAGAAACUCUAAUAAUGUUACAUCCAGAGCAAAAGGUCAGGGUCAUGUCCGGGAGAAGAAAUUCAAGUGCAGCAUGUGUUCCCGGGCUUUUAUCACGUCCACAAAGCUUAACGUGCACUUCAUGGGUCACGUGGGGAUGAAGCCUCACAAGUGUGAAUACUGCAGUAAGGCCUUCAGCGAUCCCAGCAACCUCAGGAUGCACCUCAAGAUUCACACAGGUCAGAAGAAUUACAGAUGCACGGUUUGCGAGAAGUUGUUUACCCAGAAAUCCCAUGUGGCGUCGCAUAUGCUCAUCCACACCGGUGCAGAGAAGCUCAAGUGUGACCUCUGUGACCGGGCAUUCAUCAGGAAACAUGACCUGAAACAACACAUGUUCUCUCACACACAUGAGCGCCGGAUACAGUGCCCAAAGUGCAACAAACAUUUCCUCAAGACCAACCACCUGAAGAAGCACAUGAACUCUCACGAGGGCCGAAGAGACUUUGUCUGUGAGAAAUGCCACAAAGCUUUCCUCACCAAAUACCACCUCACUCGUCACCUCAAAAUAUGCAAAGGGCCCAAGGCGGAAAGAGCGUCCCGUAAGGAGCAGGAAUUGGAUGAGGAAGAAGAUGAAGACGAGGAAGAGGACGAGGAGGAGGAGGAGGAGGAGGAGGAUGAUGAUGAUGAUGACAGGGGAAGAGGAGAGAGACUUGUUGACUCAGCCAGUAAUGAAGACUGUGGUUUAGAUGUUGGAGGAUAUAACUCUGAAAAGUCCCUGUCACCCCCUCAUUGACAACACUGUGCCUUUUGAGAUGUCUUGUUUAUUUAUAUACAAUACUGAUGUUUACCUCUAGUUUUUGCCAAAUAUCAGUUACAUUGUGAAAUUUCAAUUGCAACAUCUUGAAUAAUUACUAUAUUGUAAUUGCCACAUUUUACAUAAUCAGAAUUUGUACAAUCAAUAUAUGUUUAGUCUCACAGAAGCAUAUCAGAGCUGCUAAAACAAUCUGUGUCAUAUUAUAAAACAACUGAUAAACAUCUGACUGUAUUUCUACAAAGCUCUCUAUCUCUUCAUUUAACUCAGGCCUGUGUAAUAGUUUAUUUUGACUCACUCAAUAACAUGAGAUGAAUGGCUGAUUCAUUUGUAUUUGCACAAUAAUGUCAAUUAAAACUUCUGACGCCAUAUUCUUGCAUUUUAGUCCUGAUAUUUAAGUGCUGAAUGAACUGUCCGUUAAUUCUCUAUUUAUUAAAAAGCAGGAUUUUUUACUAUUUUUUUUAUUUUAUUUAAAAUAUCUGUGUGAAUGGAAGUGAGCCUUUUGAAAGCAGGAAUCUGUGCAUUAAUGUGAUGUUCCUCAUUGUGUGAGUGUUGACAAUGUUGAAAUGUUAUAGCUCCAUCCUAUCUGUUGCAUAAUGUUUUAUGUUGUUGAAUGAUAAACCUGAGAGAGAGUUAAAAGCAUAAAUGACUACUUCAUUGACUGCAUAAUUUUUUUUGUGUGUCUAUAUUGGUUUAACCAUAAUGAUUAUUGCUUCCCCACCUGCU
Molecule: messenger RNA, 3520 nt
Organism: Cottoperca gobio
Lineage: Eukaryota; Metazoa; Chordata; Actinopteri; Perciformes; Bovichtidae
Gene: prdm4
Product: PR domain containing 4
Exons: 12
Coding region: 158-2776 (872 amino acids)
Biological process (GO): regulation of gene expression
Cellular component (GO): nucleus
Molecular function (GO): DNA-binding transcription factor activity, RNA polymerase II-specific; protein binding
Source: RefSeq, a predicted model, not a curated record